This is a messenger RNA of Oncorhynchus nerka (sockeye salmon), 2263 nucleotides long. RefSeq names its product CXXC-type zinc finger protein 1-like. Lineage: Eukaryota; Metazoa; Chordata; Actinopteri; Salmoniformes; Salmonidae. The transcript has 16 exons. Gene Ontology annotation, molecular function: zinc ion binding; DNA binding. The coding region runs from base 169 to 2178 and encodes 669 amino acids. The record is from RefSeq and is a predicted model, not a curated record. Gene Ontology annotation, cellular component: Set1C/COMPASS complex.
CCGGAAGCAACCAUUUUCUGCAGAUGUUUUGAACCAAAAUCGUGCUAAAUCAAAAUAUCUAAAUGUGAAAUCAAAUGUUUUAUUUUCUCAUGCAGUGGUUGGACAUUAUUUCUCUACUCUACCCGGUUUUUUCUGUAAGUGUCUCGCCCAACGCGAUCUCCAGUCAUCAUGGACAGUCACAGUGAGGUAUCAGACCUCGACCCAGCCCCUGGCCCUGACAGACCUAUAGGACCUACGAUGGAGGGGGGAAACGCACCUGUCUACUGUAUCUGUCGCAGACCUGACAUCAACUGCUUCAUGAUUGGUUGUGACUGCUGUAACGAGUGGUUUCAUGGUGACUGCAUCGGCAUAUCAGAGAAGGCAGCUAAAGUCAUCCGGGUGUGGUACUGUGAGAAAUGUCGUGCCAAAGACGGGACCCUGGAGAUAAAGUAUCGUCCCAAGAAGACCAAGGAGAAGACGGAGAAGGAGACGGGAGACCAGGGGAAGAAGGAGACGGAGAAGGAGACGGGAGACCAGGAGAAGACGGAGACGGGAGACCAGGGGAAGACGGAGACGGGAGACCAGGGGAAGAAGGAGCCGGGAGACCAGGAGAAGACGGAGACGGGAGACCAGGAGAAGAAGGAGAAGGAGACGGGAGACCAGGAGAAGAAGGAGAAGGAGACGGGAGACCAGGGGAAGAAGGAGACGGGAGACCAGGAGAAGACAGAGAAGCAGCAUCACACUCCAGACCUGAAUAUAGAACACCGCCGAGGUUCACGGGUGAAGCGUUCGGCCCGUAUGUGUGGGGAGUGUGAGCCGUGCAGGAGGACUGAGGACUGUGCUCAGUGUGAUUUCUGUAAAGACAUGAAGAAGUUUGGAGGACCCAAUAAGAUCAGACAGAAGUGCAGGCUCCGGCAGUGUGACGUUCGAGCUCGGAAAAUGCUUCGUGUAAAAGAUGAGGAGUUUGCCCUGUCUGGUCGGGGGGCCAGAGGGAGUCUGAGAAGAGGAGGGCCUCUGUUUGAUGACUACAGUGAGAAUGAGAUGGAGCUCUACCAGCAGUACAAGGCUGCAGGCUACGAGGAUAACAAUAUGCCAUGGCAUAGUGAUGAUGAGGAAGCGACCUUUGACCCCGUACAGCGGAAGAGGGCUGUGAAGGUCAAGCACGUCAAGAGACGAGAGAAGAGAUGGGACAAGAAGGACAAGAAAGAGAAAGAGGUGCGUCGCCACAAGCAGAAGCAGAAGUACCGUGAGCGACUGAAGCACAGUGAGAGGGGUGGCGUGGGCGGCGGCGAGGCUCGGGGGGACAGUGGUGGAGGAGGAGGGGGGAUGAGACAGUGUUUGGGACCAGGGUGUGUGGAGGUCGCCAGGGCCGGCUCCAAAUACUGCUCAGAGGACUGCGGCAUGAAACUGGCUACCAAUCGUAUCUAUGAGAUCUUGCCUCAGAGGAUACAGCAGUGGCAGCAGUCUCCCUGUAUAGCCGAGGAGCAGGGCAAGAGGCUGCUGGAGCGAAUCAGGAGAGAUCAGCAGUCAGCCCGCCUGAGACUCACGGACAUGGAGAAACGCUUCCACGAGCUGGAGGGGAUCAUCGCCAAGGCUAAGCAACAGGUGGUGCAACAGGACGAAGAGGUGAAUGAGGCCGAAGGGGACACAGACACAGACCUGCAGAUAUUCUGCGUGUCCUGCAGUCACCCCGUCAACCCCAAGGUGGCGCUAAGACACAUGGAGAGAUGCUACGCUAAGUAUGAGAGCCAGACCUCCUUCGGCUCCAUGUACCCCACACGCAUCGAAGGUGCAACCAGACUGUUCUGUGACGUAUACAACCCUCAGAGUAAAACCUACUGUAAGAGACUCCAGGUGUUGUGUCCUGAACACUCUAGAGACCCCAAGGUUACUGUGGACGAGGUGUGUGGCUGUCCCCUGGUGAGAGACGUCUUCCAGCCCACAGGAGAGUACUGCCGGGUGUCGAAGCGCAAGUGUAACAAGCAUUACUGCUGGGAGAAACUGAGGAGGGCUGAGGUGGACCUGGAGAGAGUCAGAGUGUGGUACAAGCUGGACGAGCUCUUUGAGCAGGAGAGGAACGUCCGAACAGCCAUGACCAAUAGAGCAGGUCUCCUGGCCCUCAUGCUGCACCAGACCAUCCAGCACGACCCUGUUACCACUGAUCUCCGCACCGCCAAGGAUAGGGGAUUGGACAGAUGAACUACAGACCCCAGAUGACCAAGCCUCAGAACCAGAACCGUGUGGAAACGUCAACACUCAUUUUGAAUAAAUAUUAACUCAUUUA